GAUACUCUUUUCUUACACCCUUAAUUUGUUUCUAGGUGUUGGCUGCCAAUUGUAGAGUGCAAAUGAAAAGUUACAGAUUGGUGGCAUCGUUAACAGAAUUUUCAGUUAUUUGUGUAGUUGAAGACGGGAAUUUGUUUUGCGUAUAAAGUUAACUUUGCGUUUCGGCGUAUACGCAGCGGUGGUGGUGCAAAAUUGCAAUUUUGGUGUACAAAAAAAGCAAAAGGAAUAUCCUAUCCUCUAUCCAACAGUGGCGAGAAAUCCAAACGACAGGACGGGCAACAUAAAGAAAAAUUUGUAUUUUCAUCUUGUUGUACACAAGAUAAUUUUUUUUUUAAAUAUCCAUAACAACAAAUCAGUUUUUAAUAAACGAAGGCAACCGAGCAGAGCAAAGCGGCGCAGGCUUAGGACCGUAAUUCGUUAUUAAAAUCCGAGACAAUUACAAUUUAAACAAAACGAAACCGAAACGAAACGAAGGGAAGGCAGGAGACUGCUCGAAGCAAGGGAUCUAAAUACACCAACCGCACAUUCAUACAACUACAGCAACAUUACUACUGUAUUAACCCAAACCAAAAAAUCAAAUAGUUCAAUUGGCAGAACAGAAGACAAACUUAAACGUCUGAAUAAAUGCACAAGAAUAGUAUGCGUGAAUAGUAUUGCAAAACCGAAACCAAAACCAAAACCAAAAACUAAACCAAAAUCAAACCAAAACUAAAACGAAACUCUUGCAGAAUCGGUUGAUUUAUCCAUACUAGACAGUGCACAAACUAAUCGUCGUAUGCAAGCGUGAUCAUAAAAAGCUUUUCAUUCACAUAAGCUUCUGGCCAGCUUACAAAAUAAUUCGCCACUGCAUCAGCAUCUGCAAAGCGAAGCCAAAGCGACAGCGAGUGGGGAAAAGCAGAGCACAGGAUCUGGAACGCCGGUUGCACAAAUAAAUAUACUAUUAUACCACACAAAUCCGAAACUCGAAUCGACGAAACAGUAGCAGGAGCAGAAGCACAAGAAGCGGUAGCAGAAGCAGAAGCAAGGAUCAGUUGAAGACGUCUCAACGAUAAAAAGAUGAAUGAACUAGACAGUCUCAGGCAGGAAGCCGAAUCCCUAAAAAAUGCCAUACGGGAUGCCCGGAAGGCGGCCUGCGACACAUCCCUGUUGCAAGCAGCCUCCUCUCUGGAACCCAUUGGCCGCAUACAGAUGCGCACCCGGCGUACAUUACGCGGCCACUUGGCGAAAAUCUACGCCAUGCACUGGGGCAACGACUCCAGGAACCUCGUGUCAGCCUCACAGGACGGUAAGCUAAUCGUGUGGGACUCGCAUACCACGAACAAAGUCCACGCCAUUCCACUACGAUCCUCAUGGGUGAUGACCUGUGCGUACGCUCCAUCUGGCAGCUAUGUGGCCUGCGGUGGCCUCGACAACAUGUGUUCAAUUUACAACCUAAAGACGCGAGAGGGUAAUGUUCGUGUGUCCCGAGAGCUGCCGGGCCAUGGUGGCUAUCUAUCAUGCUGCCGCUUCCUGGACGACAAUCAGAUAGUUACCAGCUCCGGCGACAUGUCGUGCGGCCUGUGGGACAUCGAGACCGGCCUGCAGGUCACCUCGUUUCUGGGCCACACCGGCGACGUGAUGGCGCUCUCGCUGGCUCCCCAGUGCAAAACGUUCGUCUCCGGUGCCUGCGAUGCAUCCGCCAAGCUCUGGGACAUUCGGGAAGGAGUCUGUAAACAGACCUUCCCCGGCCACGAAUCUGAUAUCAACGCGGUGACAUUUUUCCCCAAUGGACAAGCAUUUGCCACCGGCUCGGACGACGCUACCUGUCGACUCUUCGACAUCCGUGCCGAUCAGGAGCUGGCCAUGUACUCGCACGACAACAUCAUAUGCGGCAUCACCUCUGUGGCAUUCUCGAAGAGCGGCCGUCUGUUAUUAGCGGGCUACGACGACUUCAACUGCAAUGUGUGGGAUACGAUGAAAGCUGAACGGUCUGGUAUACUCGCCGGUCACGACAACCGUGUAUCCUGUUUGGGCGUCACCGAAAACGGCAUGGCGGUGGCAACAGGAUCGUGGGACUCCUUCUUGCGUGUAUGGAACUAAACAAAACAAAAAAAAAAAAAAGAAAAAUAACUUCAAAAUGCAUUAAAGGGUGGGGUGGGGUCAGGUCAACGGUUGCGCAGUCUGCGGAUAGUGUUUCACCACCCAUCAUCUACAUUGUGAUCUAAUGUAAAUGAUGAUUCGGUGUUACCUCUGUGGUUAAUAUAAAAUGAGUGCCGGACGUUUUGAAUAUGUGGGCGCAGCUAGUUGACUAGAACGUAGACCACAACAACAAAGAACUUUAUAUACAACAUUAUUUAUAUUGCUAUAUACUUAUUAACUAAAAUUAUACAAAAAAAAAAAAAGAAAAGAAAA
Molecule: messenger RNA, 2391 nt
Organism: Drosophila gunungcola (fruit fly)
Lineage: Eukaryota; Metazoa; Arthropoda; Insecta; Diptera; Drosophilidae
Gene: Gbeta13F
Product: guanine nucleotide-binding protein subunit beta-1
Exons: 4
Coding region: 1057-2079 (340 amino acids)
Biological process (GO): G protein-coupled receptor signaling pathway
Cellular component (GO): cytoplasm; heterotrimeric G-protein complex
Molecular function (GO): signaling receptor complex adaptor activity; protein binding
Source: RefSeq, a predicted model, not a curated record